Gorilla gorilla gorilla (western lowland gorilla) is the source of this 10363-nucleotide messenger RNA. RefSeq names its product protein kinase AMP-activated non-catalytic subunit beta 2 (gene PRKAB2). The transcript has 9 exons. Gene Ontology annotation, molecular function: protein kinase binding. Gene Ontology annotation, cellular component: nucleus; cytoplasm; nucleotide-activated protein kinase complex. The record is from RefSeq and is a predicted model, not a curated record. NCBI's taxonomy places the organism in Eukaryota, Metazoa, Chordata, Mammalia, Primates, Hominidae. Bases 5041 to 5838 code for a protein of 265 amino acids. Gene Ontology annotation, biological process: signal transduction.
UUUCAGUAUGAGAAUUAUCUCCCAAUUAUUUGUUUCUUCAAUCAUUUACUUGUAUCAGUAUGAACUCAUGGAUCUUAUUUUAUAAUUUGGGUUAAAUCCAAUGCUGAAUUACUUAUUUUUUGAAUUAUUCUAGCUUUAGCCAUUGGGAGCUCUUUUAGUUGGCUCCUAUGUGACUUUGAUAUACCAUCAGUUUUUUGUGUCUUUUUAAAGCACUUGUUUAUUUUCUGGCACUAUAAGAUGUUUCAGACUCAUCUUGUAUAUCCCCUGCCCCAGUCCUAGAAUUAGGCAUUUUUCUCAAGGGCUCUGGUUCCCUUUGUUGGAGAACAGUAUUAGAAACAAAAAACUGGAUGCUGGGUGUGCUCCUUGCUUCUGCUUGUCAUUGCUUCUAGGCCUUCGGAGGACAGAACUUGGAAAUACAUGUGUGUGUACUAAUGUAUUAAACAUGAAUCCACAUGUAUUUUUAAGUAUUUCUAUAUUUACCCAUCUGUAUCUAUAUUAAGCUAAACAUUUCAUAUUGAUGCCUCCUACCCUAACCCAGGAUUUAAUGAUCACAUGCCUACUCCUCUCAUUUUACAGAUGAGAAAAUUUAUGGCUAAAAAGAUAAAAGUACUUGCCCUACAUCAAAUAAUUUUAGAGUUGGCAGCCUAUUUGUACCAAAUUAAUACUCACAUGGUGAUGAUAUAUACAUAGUAGAUUCAUAGUUAAUGAAGAUGUUGAGAUACUAAUUAUUCCAGUAAUGUAUAUCUAUAAUUUUAGAGGAAAUUUUCAGUGAAUAUUUAGUCACAGUAUCACUAUACACCAUAUCUAUUUAGAGUUGUAGUAGUUUCCUUAGAGAUUUCCAGAGCGUGUGCUCCUCUAGAGCAGGGGUGGCUCGGCAAAAGCUCAACGAGUAUUGGGGCCCUCAAUCAAGGUUUGUUGAAAUAAAUGGACUAUACUUAUCAAGAAAUACUGGCUAAAUAUUUAACCUGCACCUCAUUUAUAAAAUGGAAUAUCAUGGAUCAUCUGUUCUGCUUACCCUCAUAGGGUGGUUCUGAGGAUCACAUGAUAGAAUUUACAUGCAAAUCCUUUGGAAUCUGAAAGGAAAAAUUAUGAUACUAUUUGGGGAAAAUUCUGUACCUUUGAAUUGGGUCUAUCUUCCUUUAGGUGAGCAGAAUCACUAUUGUUUCUCUGCCUGUAUAAAAACUAUAAAAAGAUUAAAAUCAAUGGUAUUUGUUUAAAAAUAAUUAGUUUACCCAAUGGUUGAGUAGUCUCUUGUGUAUAAACUCAUAUAUUUUGCUAACGCUGAUUUUAUUAAUAGUUUUUAAUUUAGGCAUAAUUUUCAUACAAUAAAAACUUACUUUUUAUUGUACAGUUUGGUAAGUAUCAAUAACUCCACUACAGUCAAGAUACAGACCUGUUCCAUACCUCCCCUUCAAAAUUUCUUCAUGCCCUUUUGUAGUCAAUCACUCCCCACCCCCCAUCCCCAAGUCCUGGCAAACACUGAUCUGUUUUCUGACCGUAUAGUCUUCCUUUUUCCAGAAUGUCACAUAAGUGGAGCCUGGCUUGUUUUGCUUCCCAUAAUGCAUUUGAGAUUCAUCAAUAUUAUUGUAUGUAUAGAGUUAUUCUUUUAUUACUGAGUAGUAUUCCAUUUAUAGCUAUGCUACAUUUUAAUUAUUGAUUCACCAGAUGUAUUAGCCUAUUUUCACACUGCUAUAAAGACACACCUGAGACUAGGUAAUUUAUAAAGAAAAGAGGUUUAAUUUACUUAUAGUUCUGCAUGGCUGGGGAGGACUUCAGAAACUUACAGUUAUGGUAGAAGGGGAAGCAAGCUCAUCUUAUGUGGCACAGGGGAGAGACAGUGAGUGUGUGUGAAUGAAGGAAGAACUGCCAAACACUUUUAAAACCAUCAGCUCUGGUGAGAAUUCAUGCACUAUCACAAGAACAGCAUGGGGGAAACCACCCCCAUCAUCCAAUCACUUCCCUCCCUUGACACGUGAAGGUUAUAGGUCCUUCCUUCAACACGUGGGUAUUACAAUUUGAGAUGACAUUUGGGUGGGGACACAGAACCAAACCAUAUCACCAGGUGAAGGACAUUAUGUUUUUUCCAUUUUAGGGUUUGUGUUUUUUCUAUUAUAUGAAUAAAGACAUAUAUGUGUUUACAGGUUUUGUGUGAACUUGUUUUUAUGUCACUUGGAUAAAUACCCAGGAGUGGGAAUUAGUAUGCUGCAUGAUUAAGUAAAUGUUUAACUUUAUAAAAAAGAUCAGAUUGUUUUUUGAAACAGUAACCAUCAAGAUCAGAUGUUAUACCUAUCCUUGGUCAUGAAUGGAGGAUGAAACUUGGUGAGUGGAGAUGGGAAUAUAAACCUCCAGAUGCCCAAUUUAACCUGUCAUCCAGUUCUGUAAAAUCAAUAUACUCUUCCCUCAUUCUCACAUCCUCACUUCUCAGAGGAAGUGAGGUCUCUUUAGCAGUGUGUGUAAAGGCUUGCAUGUGAGGCUGCCCAUGUUAUUUUUCUGUUUAUUAGGCAGAAUGAUUGAUCUGAGGAGACCAGUGGCAAUGACAUCCUAGACACAGUAACAUCAGGACAACCCAUUACUUUUCCUAUUACCUCCUUCUUUUCCUUUCCUCUAGAAAGAAAGAAGAGCAUUGGGGUGACAGCAAUAAAUCUAAAGGGAACAAUUAUACUGAUACUGGUUAAGAGGAUCUUGUAUCUUUACCUACUUAUUCCCGAAUCUAAAAAAAAAAGGAAUUUGGGACUAAGGAUAAUUCAUUCUUCCUACAGUGUCACAUUACAUUUGUUCUGUGUCUAAAACAUGCAAUAUUCAAAACUGACUUUUAUUAUUAACUGUUGAGUGACUUACAAAUGUUGUUAGAGCAGAGCAGGGCAGAACAGUGUCAUGGAUAAUCUUCCAAAGCAGAUAAUUCAAAAGUCAUUUCCAUUUAGCUGUGCAAAAACAGUUUAUUUCUCUCCGUCAGUUUUCCAUUGGUUAACAUACUUAGUUUGUUUCUGCUAACCUGAUUUGACUACUGCAAGGAAAUACACACCAAGGACAUAUUAUUUGGCAUGGUGAAACCACCUUGGGGUCAGAAAACUGAACACUACACAAGUCAAGGUUUAAUGUAUUAUGUAUCUUCAAGGGCCUUGCUUCAGUGUCCUAUGGUAAGGAAUUGAGGGGUGGAGGGAGAAAAGUAGGGAUAACCAAAAAGCAUGUACUCAGACAGUAAAGAUUUUGGAGGGGUGAGCAAGAAGUUGCAGUAAAAUCAUACCUUUUUUUUUUCUUCCUGUAAAUUGUCUUUGGUUUAUGAGCCAAAGAAUGAGUUUAUAAGGGGCAGAGCAAAGAAUGGGGAAGUAGUGAAUUUGUUGUACUUAAGUGGGAGGUCAACUUCAUAAUAUAAAAAUGAACGUUUCAGCAAACAGAGCUGCUCACUCAGAAAGGGUGGCCUAUGUAACUUGGGGUUCCCCAUCAUUGGCCGUGUUUAAGCCUAAGUGGCAUAUCUGGUUAGAAAUGGAUUACAGUAAACAGUAUUCCUGUAUCCUUCAUUCCGCAAAUGCAAAAGCCUACUCUGUAUAAGGUACAUGCAGAAUAUGAAAAGGUAUCAAAUCUGGAUCUGCUCUCUGCCAGCUGUCAAAGCAUUGCUUCUCACACACGUUAAUGUGAUCUUGUUAAAAUGCAGAUUCUGAACCCUGGGGAUGGGGCCUGAUUCUGCAUUUCUAACAGGCUCCCAGGUGACGCCAACACUGCUGGUCUGUGUAACACAGAGUGAUAAACGUUUCUAGAAGGAGACAUGCAAAUACUUAUAAUACAAAGGUAAGUACCUUAGGGAGUCCAUUAAUUUUCAUAAAAAACCUGGAUCCCUCCCAACCCUAGGGCUGUCUAUGCCCUUUUUAUACCUUUAGUGUUCCUUCUGAUGUUUUCGUUGUUGCUAUCUUCCUUGAAUUUUAUUUCUUCUGAGGUUUCUCACUGUGUAUGCUGUUUCUUAGCCUAGGAGAGCCUUUUCGUUCUUCUCCUAAGACUAACGUUUUACUAAUUUGUCAAGGUCUAGCUCCUAAACACGCCAUCUUGAAUUCUUCCCUGCGACCCCAGUCGGGCUGAAAGCUCCUUCCUUGUCGCUCCCCACUGAACAGAUUUUUCUUGGGGCGGGCGGUGGGGGACGGAGUAUCGCUGAGUCGCCAGGCUGGAGUGCAAUGGCGCGAUCUCGGCUCACUGCAACCUCCGCCUCCCGGGUUCAAGCGAUUCUUCUGCCUCAUACUCCCAAGUAGCUGGGACUUCCGGCGCGCGCCACCACUCCCAGCUAAUUUUUGUAUUUUUAGUAGAGCCGGGGUUUCACCUUGUUGGCCAGGAUGGUCUUGAUCUCCUGACUUCGUGAUCUGCUCGCCUCAGCCUCCCAAAGUGCUGGGAUUACAGGCGUGAGCCACUGCGCCCGGUCAGAACAGUUUUAACCUCCAGCAAUGACCACUGCUUCCUUCUGCCUGCAGUUGGAAGUCGGUUUCAGUUUUCUUAUUCCCUAUAAGGAACCCACCUCUCCGGUCGCCUAACACACAGAUGCUGCCCAGAAAACGUGCUGGCGCACCUGAGGCGGGGUAGAAAGCCGUGCCGCUCCUCCCGGCACCGAGCACCGGAGCCCAGGGAGGCGGCCUCCGAGUGUCACCUGGGGACGUCCCUUCUGCCGGGUAGUCUCAGAGGCCAAGCGCUCCCAUUAUCCCGGGCGCAGUCUCCCCAGGCGGGACAGGCCCUGCCUGGCGCCCCCUCCUGGCGCUGGAGGCCGCGUGCGACUGCCCACCAUCGAGGCGGCGGCGGCGGCUAGAGAGGCCGGCGGCUCCCGGGCGCCGAGGCUGCAGGCCGCAGGGAACGCGCACUGGGCGGACUCCGCGCCGCCGGCCUUGAAGCCAUUUUAGGAGGAAUCGCUGAUCGCCAGCGAGGGGUGCGGCUUCAAUUUCAAUAACUUUAUUGGUGGCCUGAUCUGCAGAACAGCCAUCACUUCAGCGGCCCUUGGAGGAGGGAGCGCAUCGCCCGAGCCCGGUGUCGUUCCCCGCGGUAGGUGGUCCCCGACGAGCUGCAGCCAUGGGAAACACCACCAGCGACCGGGUGUCCGGGGAGCGCCACGGCGCCAAGGUUGCACGCUCCGAGGGCGCAGGCGGCCAUGCCCCGGGGAAGGAGCACAAGAUCAUGGUGGGGAGUACGGACGACCCCAGCGUGUUCAGCCUCCCUGACUCCAAGCUCCCUGGGGACAAAGAGUUUGUAUCAUGGCAGCAGGAUUUGGAGGACUCCGUAAAGCCCACACAGCAGGCCCGGCCCACUGUUAUCCGCUGGUCUGAAGGAGGCAAGGAGGUCUUCAUCUCUGGGUCCUUCAACAAUUGGAGCACCAAGAUUCCACUGAUUAAGAGCCAUAAUGACUUUGUUGCCAUCCUGGACCUCCCUGAGGGAGAGCACCAAUACAAGUUCUUUGUGGAUGGACAGUGGGUUCAUGAUCCAUCAGAGCCUGUGGUUACCAGUCAGCUUGGCACAAUUAACAAUUUGAUCCAUGUCAAGAAAUCUGAUUUUGAGGUGUUCGAUGCUUUAAAGUUAGAUUCUAUGGAAAGUUCUGAGACAUCUUGUAGAGACCUUUCCAGCUCACCCCCAGGGCCUUAUGGUCAAGAAAUGUAUGCGUUUCGAUCUGAGGAAAGAUUCAAAUCCCCACCCAUCCUUCCUCCUCAUCUACUUCAAGUUAUUCUUAACAAAGACACUAAUAUUUCUUGUGACCCAGCCUUACUCCCUGAGCCCAACCAUGUUAUGCUGAACCAUCUCUAUGCAUUGUCCAUUAAGAUAAAGAAACUAAGGCUCAGAGAAGGUCAAAUUGCCAGACAGUGUGAUGGUCCUUAGCGCAACCCAUCGCUACAAGAAGAAGUAUGUUACUACUCUGCUAUACAAGCCCAUUUGAAGGGAUCCCUUCUUGCCUCUAAGGAUUCAGGAGAAGCAUCUCCCUUGCAUUUCUGGACUGAACCAGUCUUACCUGAGACUGGAAGGCUGAUUUGCUUUGAGGCUGAUAUGUGUGUUUCAGAGCCUCUGAGUAGGAUGCUCUGCUUUUGCAUUUGAUUGCAGAUGAGAGCUUUAUGAGUUCACGGAAUUUAUUUUAAGAAAAAAAUAUAUACAUAUGAGAAGAAGGUAAAUGGAAGCCUCCUAGCCCCAGCUAGAAGUAUUGUUUCUGCCUGUGGGUUUUCACCAAGACCUGUUUGGAGGCGCUGCAGGAAUAACUAUAUAGGAAGAUUUUUCCUAAAAUGAAAGAACAGCAAACUCUUACGAUCCUUGUUGGGUGGAGAUUCUAUCACUGCUACCUUGGCUUUCCAAGGAAUGGGCUUGUGCUAGACCGCUGCCCUACUUAACAGCUGCCUCAUUGCAAGGGCAGUUUUUCUUGCGUGGGUUCUCUAUAUUCCCAGAGUAUGUGGCACAAUCUGUGUUGUUUAUAUGAUACCAGAUGCCCCACAAGAACCCUUAUUCCUCUCAUUUCACAUUCUUCCUUUAAUAGCCUCCUUCAGAUCCCAUACCUGACCCCUCUCUAACACAAAACUCAUUGGGUAAGUGACUUUGAAAAGUUUUGUGGCACCUGACCCACCCCAGACACUAGGGCUAUCAGAAGGUCUCCUUUUUAGCCCAGCACAGGCCCAGGCCACUUUGUCGUGUUUGUUUUAACUUCUAAAGGAAAUAUGUUUCAGCAUUAUAAGAAAGGCAGAAUGCAGAACACCUACAUUUUUGUUUUAGUUUGGUGCCAAGGCUCAGGCUGUAUUGGCAAAUUCCCGAAAGUUUUCCCACUUUGCCUGGCCCUGCUUCUGUCUUUUCUUUCUCAGCAAACAGUUCUGAAGGCAGGAGUGGAACCCGGCAGUAUUUUCGUGUCUUUCAUCCUUGAAAGAUUUUUAUGUGCCUGCAUUUUUUUUUUUAAUUAAAAAAUGCCUUUUCAUUGGUCUUAAGAGACCGCAUUGGAGAAUUUCAGGCUUUUGAUAAAUGCUUCUUCAAAGAGAUUUUCUUCUCUAGUCUAGCCUUCCACAUUCUUAGAUUAAUAUGGCCAACCCUGUACACAUCACUACACUAAAUACUGCUCUAGAUAAACUGCUCAAGUUCAUUUAACUCAUUUGAUGCACCUAAAGGGGUCCCUCAUUUUAAAGAUUUGUUAGGCCAAGAAGCAAGAAAGUAUUCCUAGUAUUCCCAACCAUGAAAAGUAUCAUUCUUUGCACCAAAUGUUAACAAAAUCAUUUUGUUCUCCUGCCUCUUCUUUUUAAAGGUGUUUGAUGAUUAAGUGGGGUCACCGAAUUCCAUUUGUGGACUGAAAAGUAUUCAAUCCACUUUUGGGGUUCAGAGAUAAAACAUUUUUUCCCAAGUAGCUGGGGCUCUUCCAUUUUACAGAUAAGUCAAAUAAUCAACACUAAAGGAGGCUAAACUGUUGAUGAAUGAGAGACUCCGUGACUGCUCAGAUGAGCCUAGCCACACUGAAAGGGCACUUACAGGUCAGUUUAGCUACCUCCUGUCUUUCCCAUGCAAAGCUGAUAACACAGUUGUCUUUGGACUUGUAGACCUCUUGGAUUCCAGGUGUGAUAGAGUAAAGUGUGGGAUUGUUGUUUUGCUGGGAUGCAAAUAACUAAAUGCUUUGGUGGUUAAUUGCUAAGAGUAAAUACUACUUUAGCCAUCCAAGGCCACCUUCUGCAGCAAAAGGCUUUUGUGGAGAACCUUUUAUGUUCCCAACCACUUUUUGAAUGGUGUGCCAUUUAAAAAUCCAGGCCAGAUCCUAUUAUAACCAACUCUCAGGAUUUACAGUCUUCAGUUGUACUAGAAUUUUGUUUUUAUCCAAUACCCAUUAAAUAAGUGGGCCACUUAGGAAGAUUCAAAAUCUUGGUUAUUACAUGAAGUUUGUUAUAUUCAUAUUUCUUGUCAACAGUAUUGAAAUGUAAUAUGUAUGUGUUCAUGUAUGAAAAUUUUUACUCCACACAGGUGUUUCAGUAGAGUGGGGCAGGAAAAGAGAUCUCUUCAAUUUCUGCCAGGCCUGAGGCUUUUGUGAAAUGCGUCAGCCCCCUGUGACAGUAGGUUUUGAUGCUAGUGAUCUUCAGAUCUUUCUCUCUGGAAAUGUGCAGAGAGUGUCAGUUUCCCAAGUUCUGAGGUAACUCUCAGCCCAGAUGUGAAAUGGGAGCCUACCAGCUGGUAUAGAAGGGAAUGGGUAGGAGGCACUGGGUGCUGACUCAUUCAGCACUGUCCCUUUUCUAUACUGCUGAUACAUCCCAUGGUUCUGAGAAGCCUUAUCUCAGUCUAUUUGGAAGAGAGGGAGGACGAGAAGGAAGUAACCCUAAGUACUACUCAUUUAUCCUUGUAUAUUGAUUAGUUAAAGGGAUAAUUAAUUUAAUGCUGAGGAGAGUUUGACAGAUUUUGAAAAUGAGUAAAGGCAAAAAAAAUUUUUUUAGCCUUUAUUUUGCCUUUGGGAAUUUUACAGAGUCAAAGUAGGCAGAAUAAGAAAAUAGUUCUUCAGAGGGCCGACCUUUAAAGAACUUCAACGUAGUUUUGGAAUUGUGGGGAAGAGAAGAGUGACUGAGCUGAGAAGUAAUAAUAGAAUAAAGGGUUGAGUAACUUAGAACUGAAAAUGAUCUCUUUUAAAAAGAAAUUAAAUCAGACACCACAUGGUGGUGUCCUUGGAUCUCACUGUGCAGAAUUAGCAGUGUAUAACCAUCUUCCCUUUGCAUCUUGUUCCAAUUCUCUCCUCUUUCCUUUCCAUUCUGCUUUAAGCUCAUGUGUCAGGCAGAUUUUACCAGAGUGUCAGACAUUACCUAAAACACAUACGUUAGCCAUGCUGCUGGUAUGGAGAAAUUCCACACCAUGAUUAUUAGCCUCGUUUAAGCUGAAUGGGAUUUAACCAUUCUAGGCAACACCCCUGAAGGGCAUACCUAACCUCAAUAGUGUUGGCUUUUAAAACGUAUGUUUGUAUGGUAGAGAACUUUGUAAAAGAAGAAUCCAAGAGAAGUUUGUGAGGAUCCUACAAACCCAGGCCCACUCACUUUGCUCCAGUUCUUUCUAGUAUCUUGUAGAUCUAAUGGGUCUGGGAUAAAAACUUUGAAAAGUGUCAAUAUUCCAUGUAUCCUGCUGAAGUGAAGUUAAGUUUGGAAAGAAGUGAUACCUCAAGACUGGGUUUAUAUUAAUCUGGGAUAUAAAUGAAGAAGACAUACUAAUAGAACUCCCUGCUUUUAACUGGGGAAAUAGGGCUUUAAUAAUUUUGACCUCAACUAAAAAUGAUAUGCAAUAGUCUAUGUUUGUGUGUGUUUGAAAUACAUUGUGUUCUCAGAGAUUUCUACAUUCUCACGUUCUAGUGAUUUGGGGCAUGGGCUUAAUAGCAGAUGUACAGUGUAUUCCUGCAUUAUUGUGAUUCACCCUUAAAGCCCAGUUCUUGCUGUCUUCUACCAGGGGCUGCUGACUCCAGUUACCCAUGGAAUGCAGGACCUGGGAGGGGUAGCCAUUAGGGUCUUUCAAAACUCUUUGGAUCUAAGCAUUUGUCCCUCCUUAAGUGCCAGUCACAAUUGGAUAUGGAAGGACUGUGAUUUCUGCAAUGAACCCAAACUUUUAGAGUAAAAAGCCAAAUUUAAAUUAUAAGAAAGAAGGGAAAAAAGAGAAAAACUCAAGUCUAUUACUUGUAAAGUCCAAUUCUUAGCAAUGGAAUCCCUCUAGGAUUCUAGUUUGGGCUUUGUCUGGAUUUGCUUUUCUCAGUUGUGCUUUGAAGUGAAUAAGCUUUGUUACAAAUUAAUUUUUUAUUAGUUCCAAUAUUAGUUGGAGUUAACUUGAAUUGAUUGUAUGUAGCACAGCACUUUUGCAGUAAGAUUGGUGUGAAAUACUAAACACUAUGGAUUUUGUAGGUGUCAGGUUAAAUGGUCAAGGGAUACCUACAUUAAGUAAUAUAUUAGGUGUUGAUGAUCUUACUUCUUUUCUGUUCCCCUCUACAAAACACUUACCUAACCCAGCUUGUGGUUUUAGGACAGCCAAAGCUCACUGUUGUUGGUUAGUCCUAAUCACUACACGGGUCUCAUAAAUGAGACUUGUUUGAAUUUUGGUACAUUGGAGCAUGUUGGUUGGUAUUACAUGGCAGCAUUUGGAAUGAGUGCAGCUCUGUGUCUGUCAGAAAGGAGAGAGAAGACUACUUUGAAGGGAAUUAAAUAUGUGAGUCCUCUUUUUAAUGGUGCUUUUUGUAACCUUUAAUGCUGAGGUACAGAGCUGCUUUUCAAUAUUUCAUAAAGGAGUGGCAGACGAGUGGAUUUUAAAGCUGUUCUUCAAACGUAAUUUGUCACUGGACUCUGACACACCUGGAAAUUAUAUGAUAUGAUACAUACAGAAAUGUUGUGGGUUUUUUCCAUAAAACUUUAAUAAAAGUAUUAUACAGCAAUAA